AUGGCUCGCAAGGUCGGUCAUUUUCCUCUCAUAGCGUACAUCCAGGUUCUUGCCAUCACUCUCACAUCUGCUGCCUCUGCUAUACUGGAUAUUCGGUCCACUGGGCACGCUGAGCUUGCGCGAGCGACCUUACCCCAUACUGGCGACAUACCUGCAGACCAAAACUCGGGCAACAGCUCGUCUACAGACGAUUCUCCUGCAUUUGUUUAUUCAGUCUCUUUCGCCGUCAUCUUGUCCACGAUUCUUUUGAUCUGUGCCUUUAUCUUAGCGGUUCAACUCAGAAGACGUCGGCUGAAACGUAGAAUGGCUGCCAACUUUGACUCCGAUUUCUGCCAGGAGAAGUCGGAGAAGAUCCUGCGUACGCAGCACUUGCAUCGAUUUACAUUCAUGGAUCUGCCUUAUCAUUCUUCUCAUUAUACGAACUCCUAUCGUGUGUCUACUCAAUUUGCUGCUCGCUCCUCUCGUCCCACCUCUCGAGAGUCCCCUUCGCGCCAUUCAAAUUUGGCUGUCGUAUCUUUUCCGAUCGCUGAGACUGUACCCCAACCACCCGACCCUUCGCCCAUCGACGAGAACCAACAUCGCGAUGAGAGUGUCAAUAUUCAGCCUAGUCCUCCCCUCUCGCCUCGCGAAUACGAAUGGCAGCUGUCUCAAAAUGUGCCACACGUUCCCCCAGACGAUCCCACAACGACGAAUGUGUCUAUCAGCAUUGGCUCCUUGGCGCUCCUGCAGAACUCGCCACUCGCUAAUUUAGGGUCUUUCCUUGUCAAAGCUUUGGAUACACCGAUCUUAAUGGACGACGGGACCGGAGUUAUGCCUACGACUCCCUCGGGGUGCCUACGUGAACAAGAGCCCCCGAAAUUACAGGAGUUGCAGUUUCAGGGCUGCUCUCCGGAAGAAGCAGAUCUUGCGAACGUCGAAAACCUAGUAAUGCAUAUAUCCGCUCUUUUAAUUCUCUUCACUGCUGCCGCUAGUUGCGUGCACGCUUCUGAUCGUCAAACCAAUGGCGAGAUCAUCCGGGCGCAAGGAAAAUACCUUCGACUAAACCGCCGCGCAAAGUCGAACCACGGCCGAUGCGCUCAGGCCGAUGCGAGGUUCAAGGUCGAGAAUUUGCCUUCAAGUAUUUUGUCCACAGAAAGUAACCUGGCCGCUGCUAGCAUCAAGACAGUGUCAGGUCUGAUCGACGUGAAGUCAUCAUGUGGUCCCACUGGAGCUACAUGGAACGUUACUGCAACCAGCGGUCCUAAUGGGAGCAUAGACUGGCUCAACUGCGGGGUCGAAGACAGUGGCUGGCGACCGCCUUUUGUCCGGGUGGUGGAUCUCAUCGCUAAAAAUUUGACAGAAGCCCUACAGGAUGCCAGGAGCCCGUUCAAGGCAUGUAGAGCGUACCUCACGCUAUUCGAGCGGUACGCCACUGAGUUCGGCCUUCCUCCUAUCCUGAUCGCGGCAAUUGCAAUGCAAGAGAGCUCCUGUAAUCCAGUGACUAUUGGAGGUGGUGGCGAGCAAGGCCUUAUGCAGCUGACGCACGAUAAAUGUGGUGGCGCGCCAAAUGGGAAUUGCAGAGAUCCGCGUGCGAUUGAAAAGGCGUAUAACAUUCGCAUGGGCGCCAAGUAUCUCAGCACGACUCUGAAGCGCAAUGGCGGUAGUUUCCUGCUAACACUAGGAAACUACAAUGGCUGGCCGAAGGGUCUGACUUUCGUGAGUAAUGACUUUGUCGUCGAUAUCAGGAGGUCGCGCAGGCUGAAUGUUCGCGACUCGACUAGAGUCAAGCCACUGCUGCAGCACAUAGUGCUUGUUGUCGCUGCCAGAACAACUUGGAUUAUGAAUGGUUGGCUGCAGAAUAUUAAUCCUUAUGACAGUGAGCCACAUCUUGGAAAGUAUUUCAACCUUGAUCUCUGCAAGGCUUAA
Fibroporia radiculosa is the source of this 1905-nucleotide messenger RNA. RefSeq lists its product as uncharacterized. Lineage: Eukaryota; Fungi; Basidiomycota; Agaricomycetes; Polyporales; Fibroporiaceae. The record is from RefSeq and is a predicted model, not a curated record. The transcript has 8 exons. Bases 1 to 1905 code for a protein of 634 amino acids.